Mugil cephalus (flathead mullet) is the source of this 1064-nucleotide messenger RNA. RefSeq lists its product as uncharacterized. The record is from RefSeq and is a predicted model, not a curated record. Gene Ontology annotation, biological process: response to bacterium. NCBI's taxonomy places the organism in Eukaryota, Metazoa, Chordata, Actinopteri, Mugiliformes, Mugilidae. Bases 9 to 1046 code for a protein of 345 amino acids. The transcript has 5 exons.
UCAGCAUAAUGACACACCCAAUGUUUGCUUUCUACGUUGCAUGCCUGCUUUUGGGAACAUUGGAUCUUUUGACAACUCAGGAAUUAUCAUCAUCUUUACAAUUUCACUCAGUUGAUAUUGGUCGAGACGUGACUUUGGAAUGUUUAUAUGAAGACAAUGUUGCAGUUAUGUUGUACUGGUAUAGGCAAACUCUGGGACAGAAACCACAGUGGCUGUCUAAAUUCUACAAGCACGAGCAGAGCGGCACUUUUAAUGAUGAAUUUGAGGACAAUCCACGGUUUAAACUGGAAACUGGCCAUGGUAAAAAUCACUUGAAGAUCUUAAACGUGCAAACAUCAGACUCUGCCAUUUACUACUGUAUUAGUGCCUUUUCAUAUUCGUAUACAUUUCUGGAGGGCUAUGUGAUAGACGUGAAGGGUUCGGGGUUGAACAUUCGCACUUCAGUCCAUCAGUUGUCAAAUGAAACCGUCGAGCCAGGAGUGUCCUUGUCACUGAACUGUACAAUACACACUGAACCCGGGACCUGCGAUGAAGAAUACAGCGUUCACUGGUUCAAAAGUUCUGAAGAAUCAUUUCCAACUAUGAUUUACACCCAUGGAGGGAGGAAUGAUGAGUAUUGUGAGAGCAAUCUCACCAUACAGUCCCACACCUGCAGAUACAACUUGCCGAUAAAAAGCCUGAAUCGUUCUCAUGAUGGCACCUACUACUGCGCUGUUUCCUUGUGUGGACACAUACUGUUUGGAAAUGGGACGAGGGUGGACGUUAAUGAUGAAGUGGGGUCUCGUGUUUUGCUGUACGUCUUGAGUGGAGCGUUGGCAUUCACCACCAUCCUGCUGCUUUUCUUGGCUUACAUGGCGUGUACGUUGCACAAGAGAAAGAACUGCAAAUGUACAGGGAGAUCUUCAGCUGCCUCAACUCAAAAUACCGGUCACCAAGAUGCCGAUAGUCUCCAUUACGCUGCUUUACGAGAAACCAGGGUCGCCAGACCAAGAAGUCAGAGGGACAACACCAUGACUGAAUGUGCGUACUCUGCUGUGAGGAAGUAGAGCUGGACUUGUUUCUGU